This is a messenger RNA of Gongylonema pulchrum, 354 nucleotides long. The record is from the annotation of a GenBank genome assembly. NCBI's taxonomy places the organism in Eukaryota, Metazoa, Nematoda, Chromadorea, Rhabditida, Gongylonematidae.
AUGAUUGGUUCUGUGAUCGAGCAAUCGUCGUCCGACGAGCACGUAGCAGUGCAACAAACGCAUAAAUUCUGUUGUGCUGACAUUGUUCAGAAGCCGGACCCGGAAAAAGCCGUCCAACUUUCAUCACUGAUCACAUUUUGCGUUGGCGUAAUACAAGUGAUUUUGGGGCUUUUAAAUGCGGGCCUGUUAGCUGUGUGGUUAUCAGACCAGCUAGUCGAAGGUUUAACAUGCGGGGCAGCAAUACACGUGCUUGCAAGUCAACUGCAAACAAUGACUGGUGUAAAGAAUUUGCCGAGAACAUCCGACAAUUUCGGGAUUGUCCGAGUAAGUUACUACUUUUUUAAAACAAAAUAA